Parathielavia appendiculata is the source of this 2247-nucleotide messenger RNA. RefSeq lists its product as uncharacterized. The coding region runs from base 1 to 2247 and encodes 748 amino acids. NCBI's taxonomy places the organism in Eukaryota, Fungi, Ascomycota, Sordariomycetes, Sordariales, Chaetomiaceae. The record is from RefSeq and is a predicted model, not a curated record. The transcript has a single exon.
AUGGAGCACCACGCACCCCGCGACCAUGCGACAUCAAAUGUGCUGGCAUGGACCGCCGCACACUCGGCUAAUGUGGAGCCUUCUGUGGAGGAGGACGCAGGCACCGACGCGGACGAGCCGCCGGACCGUCUGGGGCCCAUUUCGCCCAUUUCAAACCACUUUCACCGCACGCCCAUCCGUCGGGGCAGUGAACAACACGAAUCGCUCCUGACCAAAGCGCUGCAGAGCCAGUCAGACGAGGAUACCAAUGACUCAGAAUCCCGGCGCCGGCCACGUCGGCGUCGGUCCAUCAUCAGCAAUGCCAGCCUCGCUUCGACUGCCGAUUUCACUUGCGGCACGGGUAUCACGACACCCGCUCGCACAAGCUCGCCGAGCCCUCGAUUGCCCAACGUCGGCUUCGUCCCUCCCGCUGUCGCGAACAAGGACCCGGCUGUGGGUGCAUUGGAGAAGAAGCGUUGCAUUUCCUUUGCCUGCGCAGCCAAGCCGAAACCGGAUGAGAAGGCACCGAUGCCCCUUCCCCCCAAGCAAAAACAAGACGGAGGGGGCGCCGGAGCACCGCCGAAAAAGACGAGCAUCAAGUUCGCCUGUCCAUCGCAACCUUCGAGGAUUGCAGAUGUACAGCAACUGGAAGCGCGACCGCGGACCCCGGUUUCGCGAGGGACGCCGAGUACUCCCAAGGGUGUGGCAAACCUCGACACUCCGCGGUCCUCGUCGACUGUCCGCGCGUUUCGCUCGCCGACAUCCCGCAAGACUCCUGGCAGUCCCCAGGCUGUUCGAAACAAAAGGUGGCUAACUGCCGGAUCUGGGGAUCUGGCUAGUGAAUGCGCACGGUUCCACGAAUUCGCGAGCGACGAAUUGCAGGAGGACGAUUGGAUACUGCGGGACCAUGCCUCCUUGAAACCAAAGCUCACGAUCGACGACACCCUCGAGAAAGAAAAUGCUAUUCGAAAGCUGGGCAAGGAAGCUGAAGAGGAGGCGGAACUUGAAGAGGAAGAGCUCGACGAAGAGGAGGACGACGAGGAAGUUGAUGAGGCAGAUCUGAUUGAUGAGGACGACGAUGGUGAUCCGGAUGAUGAUGAUGAAUCUCGAGACACCGAGGAAAGUGAAGAAUCUGAAGACGAAGUCGGCAAUGACGAGGAUGAGGACGGCACAAACGACGAUGCCGACACUGAACACGCAUGGGCAUCCGAGCAAUCCGAAGGAUACAAGACGGACAAUGAAGUUGGCUUUGCCGAGUCGGAUGACGAAGACGACGAUCUCGUGCUGUGGACCACCCGGAUCGGUCGCUUCCACAGUCUGUCCGGUGCUGUAUCGAUGAUGGCCCGGAGAAGGUCUCAGGACGACAACUCGGAUUCCUCGGCAUCAUCCAAGAAGAGGUCGAGCCAUUCCCGCAAGAAGAAGCGGUCAGGGACUCGUCCUGUUCCGUUCCGGUCCGACACGCCCGAGUUGCCUGACAGCACUGAUUUUGUCUGUGGCACCCUCGACGAAGAUAAGCCGCUGGAGGAGGCCUACAUCACUUGCGUCGAGGCUCGAAGGCGGGAUCGGCACCAGCUCAUCCCUCAAGACAUCGACCCUAGCUUCCCGACAUCUGAGCCUGAAGACGAGGCUGAAGAGCUGUACAGGAAGGGAUACGGUGACAGCGAGGAGCAUGUUUGGCUGCAUGGCGAGUUCGAGGACCUUCAUCACGACCGCGACCGUCGGGGCCGCAAGAAGAAAGGAACCGUCCCAUCACCGAAGAGAUGCCGCUCCCCUCCUCCGAAGCGGCGCCUGUCACCUGCGCCCAUGGCUCGUGGUGGUCGGUCUCCUAGGAAGCUUUACGAACAGCGGUCUCCACGACUUCGGUCCCCGGCGCCACUUCGCAUAGCACCACAAUUCCCAAUUAUCUCGCCGAUACACGGAGCCGAGAACAUCGCCUUCAAAUCACUGGCCUCUGGACCUGGUCUGACGCAGACCAAGUCGUUGCCCAAGGCACCUGGCAUGUUCCCUCAUCUCAAGGUACGUAGGUCGAGAGCCGGAACCAUCACGGAAGAGACGCAUGUGCGCGGGGCCAUCGACAUUGUCAAGGGCCUCGAGAAGAAGCGGCAGCGGCGCAGAGAGAAGUACUACCAAAAGUACUGCAACCGCGCCCGCAAGGAGAAGGCGCAAACGAAGCGGCCGCCUCCCGGACAGGGCGCGGAGCGCAUGAGGGAGCUGGGCCUGCUCAUGGCCGGCAAGGCCGGGCACGGGAAUUAUGUACUUUCCAUCUGA